Alnus glutinosa is the source of this 492-nucleotide messenger RNA. RefSeq lists its product as uncharacterized. The transcript has 2 exons. Lineage: Eukaryota; Viridiplantae; Streptophyta; Magnoliopsida; Fagales; Betulaceae. Bases 14 to 484 code for a protein of 156 amino acids. The record is from RefSeq and is a predicted model, not a curated record.
GAACCUAAAUCUGAUGAAUAUUGCAUCAGAUGAUGAUGAUGGACUUACAAGUCUUGAAUCACCUGAUGGAGAUGCUGUCCAGCAUAUCCCCAGUGGGAAAAGUGCUUAUGCGGCUGAGGAGGUUCAUGAGGGUAAUGAUCCUCAAAAGCAUGCUUAUGAAAGGAAGCCAAGGAAGAGGACCUCUCCAAUUUGGAAUGACUUUAAGGAAUUACUACAAUUUGGUAUGAAGAAAGCUCAGUGCAUUCACUGUAAAUCUAUCAUUGGCAUUCCUGCUUCGGGCGCCACAACUCAAUUUCAUAGGCACUUGAAUAGCUGCAUUCCACGCAUAGCAGCUAGCAAGAAGCAGAAGGUGAUUACAUUUGACUCUGAUUGUAGCAGUGUGGGCUCCGCAUCAUGUUUUACUUAUGAUCAUAAGAAGAUACUUGGUAUGGAAGUGGAUUGGAACUAUUCUGGAAGUGUUGUAUUUGGAGGAAGUUUUUGUUAGUAUUUUGU